GGGGAUCGGUCAGGACGUGCAGGCGCCUAUAAGAGCCAGAGCGCUGCAGCCGGAGCCUAUUGUUAGCCGGAGCCGGGGCGGUGCUGGGCGGAUGCUGCUGGGAGCGCCUGAGUUGCCGGAGCCGUCUGCCCUCCGCCGCCUGCCGGCCGACCUGCCCACCCACCCUACCUCCCCGUCCUGCCGCCCUGGGAACUCCCCGACCGUCGCCGCGGUCCCGGGACUCGCGCUCUCCUCCCUCCUUCCCACCGGGCUAGGGCGGCGGCGGCAGCAGCGGGGGCGGCAGAGACCAUCACGGGAGGAGGCAGCUGCGGCGGGGCCGGUAAUGGGCCUGGGGGUGCGGGGCGGAGGGUGCCGCCUCGUCCUUUCUCGGGAUCGGCCCUCGGGCGGCUAUGGAGGAGUGGUCAACCCAGAGCCGCGCGGAUUGAGGGAAUCCUAAUGCACCUGGCUAGCUGGCGGUGAGCAGGGGCUUUGGGGCCAACGUGGUGGGCUCCCCAAGGAACCCCUUUGAAACCAAUGGAUGCAUUCACGGGCUCGGGUCUCAAGAGGAAGUUUGAUGAUGUGGAUGUGGGCUCAUCGGUGCCCAACUCAGAUGAUGAGAUCUCGAGCAGUGAUAGUGCCGACAGCUGCGACAGCCUCAAUCCUCCUACAACUGCCAGCUUCACACCCACAUCCAUCCUGAAGCGGCAGAAGCAGCUGCGGAGGAAGAAUGUACGCUUUGACCAGGUGACUGUAUACUACUUUGCCCGGCGCCAGGGUUUCACCAGUGUGCCCAGCCAGGGUGGUAGCUCUCUGGGCAUGGCCCAGCGCCAUAACUCUGUACGCAGCUACACACUCUGUGAGUUUGCUCAAGAGCAGGAGGUGAACCAUCGGGAGAUUCUUCGUGAGCAUCUGAAGGAGGAGAAACUCCAUGCCAAGAAGAUGAAGCUGACCAAGAAUGGGACAGUGGAAUCGGUGGAGGCCGAUGGCCUGACACUGGACGAUGUUUCUGAUGAAGAUAUUGAUGUGGAAAACGUGGAGGUGGAUGAUUACUUCUUCCUGCAGCCUCUGCCCACCAAACGGCGACGGGCCCUGCUGAGGGCUUCUGGGGUCCACCGCAUUGAUGCUGAAGAGAAGCAAGAACUCCGAGCCAUCCGCCUGUCACGGGAGGAGUGUGGUUGUGACUGUCGGCUGUAUUGCGACCCAGAAGCGUGUGCCUGCAGCCAAGCUGGGAUUAAAUGCCAGGUGGAUCGCAUGUCCUUUCCAUGUGGCUGCUCCCGGGAUGGCUGUGGAAACAUGGCGGGGCGCAUUGAAUUUAAUCCAAUUCGGGUCCGGACUCAUUACCUCCACACUAUCAUGAAGCUGGAACUGGAGAGCAAGCGGCAGGUGAGCCGCCCGCCAGCCCCAGACGAGGAGCCCUCACCCACUGCCAGCUGCAGCCUGACAGGAGCGCAGGGCUCUGAGACCCAGGACUUCCAGGAGUUCAUUGCUGAGAACGAGACAGCAGUGAUGCACCUACAGAGUGCAGAGGAACUGGAGCGGCUCAAGGCAGAGGAAGACUCCAGCGGCUCUAGUGCCAGCCUGGACUCCAGCAUAGAGAGCCUGGGUGUGUGCAUCCUGGAGGAGCCCCUCGCUGUUCCUGAAGAGCUGUGCCCAGGCCUGACAGCCCCCAUUCUCAUCCAGGCUCAGCUGACUCCGGGCUCCUCCGUCCUGUGUUUUGCCGAGAACUCGGACCACCCAACUGCCUCAGCAGUGAACAACCCAUCUUACUUGAACAGUGGGCCCCUGGUCUAUUAUCAGGUGGAGCAGAGGCCAGUCCUGGGGGUGAAAGGAGAGCCCAGUACAGGAGAAGUCCCACCCUCUUUCCCCAAGGAGAAGGAUCUGAAUGUCUUCUCUCUCCCUGUUACCUCACUGGUGGCUUGUAGCCCCACAGACCCAGCCGCCCUCUGUAAACCAGAGGCGGGGAAAACAUCCACACUAGAAGCACUAGUGCCCGAAGAUUGUAACCCCGAGGAGCUGGAGAAUGAAGACUUCCGCCCCUCUUGGUCCCCCUCAAACCUUCCCUUCUGCACAGACAGUGAAGAGGGCUGUGUGGUGGAGAAGACCUCCCCGCAGAGUGAGGACAGGCCCUCUGAAGAUUCUUCCCUGGAACUCCCUUUGGCAGUGUGACAUGAAGAUGGAGAUUCUGCCUCUUACCCAUUCUCUAUUUAUUCCCUUAUUUUAUCUGACACCAUUUCAAAACAAAACUGUAGAAGCAGCUGCUGCUCCCAUGUUAUUUUAUUGGGGUCUCUGGGGAACGGGUGGGACAGGAUAGUCUGUCCAAGUAUUUUUUAAAGGGUAAACAGAACCAAGACGAUCAGCCCCAGGUUGACCUGGGGACGGUCUUGGGCAGAGGUGGCUGCAUAGUGCCGAAUACUGAGCUUUCUGGGCCAUUGGAACAAAGAACUAGGAUCUCACAGGAGAAGCUGGGUGAUUCAAGCAGCUGUUCUGUAUGUAGGGACCAGAAUUUGAGCAGCAUGGGAAAGCCCUUCUCUCCUCAGCUCCAGGUGGCGUACAAGCUCAUUUUCCUGUGGUUACUCUGCUGUCCCAUUUUGGUGGGUCAUAAUACAGUUGGAAAUGUCACCUGGUUGAAUCUAGAGAGGAGUGGGUAGAAGGGUCUCUGCUUCUGUACAAAACUUCCAGGAUUUAUAACAAUUUAACCUGCUUUCCCGGCCCCCUAUUUGGUAAAUAAGUUAAUAUUUGACAUGUUUGGUGUUCUCUGACCUGUUCCCCACAGUGGGGAUGCCUGGUCUAUAACUUGAAUUGUUUCUUUCUCAUGUUGUUAGGUACUAGAAUUUAACUUGUCUGUUUGUCUUUCCCCCCCCCCCCCCCCCCCCCCCCCCCCCCCCGUCCUUUUUCCUUUAAAGAAAAAGAGCUAACUAGAUUGGCUGGGAUGUGGUGUAAAGAACCUGAGUCUUCGGUGUGUGUCUAAAACACUAGCUCCGUCGGGCAGCUCUAGGCUGGGGCUCACCUGGCCCAUUGGAGGCAUAUAUGGAGUAUUAACUGUGUCCAAAGGAGGCAGUAGAAACAGGCUGUUGUCUAGAAAGAAGAUGAUUUGUGCCAUGCUUGCUUUCACCCAGGUUUUUCCCCCAUUUUGGGAGAUUUGAGCUUUAAAAGGAAUGUAGGAUGUGGCAAUCGAAGGUCACCAACUAGUUUUGUUUUCUUUUUCCUGUAUCUACUCUUGUGGUCCUUCUUGGAUAUACAGGGUUAGAAAGUUCUUAUACUAAUCCAGUUCAUCCCCAAGAAUUGCACAUAUUUAUUGGACAUCUCCAUCUUGAUAAAAAUUGGAAGCCAAACCAAUUCUUAAAUGCUACAUAACAACUUCCAGGCUCCAAAGAAUUCAAGUUCUGAUGGUAACCUUUGAGGUCUAUAGAGUGGGGCUCAAAAUUAGUUCUAACCUCUAUUGAGAGGACACGGUUCCUAUUCCUUUUAUGUCCAGCUGAUGUUCCUGGAUGUGCUCCACUGAACACCACUGAAUUUUUUUUAUUAGCAAAGUUAUCAUGGCCUCUGUUUUUGAAUGGAGGCAGUAGGGAACAAAACACUCUUCUCUAGCAUCCUUGAUGCCACGCUUUGCUUCUGGUAUGGUUUAUUAACCAGGAAAGUACAAAGUGAAAAACUUUUUUGAUGGGGGACAUAACUGUUCUACUUAUCUUGCGCAUAAAGAUAUUAAGGCCCUCGUGUCUAAAAGGAAACUUCAUGUAUGUCAUAGCAGCAUUUCACCUAUGAAAUCUCUAAACUGAGCCUGAAAACCCUUGUACUUAACACAGAUAACAUCUUUUAACCCAUUCUGCCUCUCCUGUUCAUUCCUGUCUUUGCUGGUUUUUACAUUUGGAGGAAUCCUUAAUUAAUUAAGUACAUAGGUCUUCUCUGUCCUCUAGUCUCACAAAAGAGUUGAGUCUUAAGGACUGAGAUCUAGAUGCUAUCCCAAACUGAGCUGCACUCCCCCAUCUCAGACUGGUCCCGUCAAAUAUAAGACUGAAGCUUAAUUGGGAAUUGACUCUAUGGAGAAGAAUCUGGAUGUCUGUGUUGGAAGGAAAGAGGGAACUCUAUACAUUGUCUCCUUAGGAAGGAUUCCUAAUCUAGGAAGUGGAUUCCAGCUGCUCAGUAAGAAACACAUUAGCCCUUGGGAUCAAGCAAAGAAUUUGAAUCUAAUUGUUAAACUCAUUACCAGCCCCCAAGAUAAUGAUUUUUCUGAAGAAACUAGCUUCUUAAUCUUAAGUCCAUCCCUUCAUUAACUACAAUUCUGACUCGCACUGAUCCCAAGCUUUUAAAUGCUAAAUAUUAACAUUUAGCAUUAACUGUCUUGUCAAGUAAAUGGCCUUUUCUACAACCCAGUCCAUCUCAUUUCUGGUGCUACCUUGGUUGGGCAGAAUUAUAGCUCAUGGUUGCUAGAAAAGCUAGGCCUUUGAUCACAGAAGCAGAUAGUUUCAAUACGGUUCAGUCCAGUCGUAGAUAAAAUAAAUGACUUCUUACUGCAACUCUUUAUUAUUUUCCAAUUUCCUUUCUCAUAUACUGUACACAGGUAGUAUUUUCAAUGUGAAUCCAAAGCUUGUCUGGUCCUCUGAAAAAAAAUUUUUUUUUUGCCUUUUAGGGCCUUUACAUUGUGAUAAUGCUGUAUUUAAAGAGAAUAUUUAAAUGUAAUAUUAAAGAAAUAUCAAAAGAA
Hipposideros armiger (great roundleaf bat) is the source of this 4678-nucleotide messenger RNA. It is a transcript of the gene CSRNP2, whose product is annotated as cysteine and serine rich nuclear protein 2. Gene Ontology annotation, molecular function: DNA-binding transcription factor activity, RNA polymerase II-specific; sequence-specific DNA binding. The record is from RefSeq and is a predicted model, not a curated record. Gene Ontology annotation, cellular component: nucleus. Gene Ontology annotation, biological process: regulation of transcription by RNA polymerase II. NCBI's taxonomy places the organism in Eukaryota, Metazoa, Chordata, Mammalia, Chiroptera, Hipposideridae. The coding region runs from base 514 to 2145 and encodes 543 amino acids. The transcript has 5 exons.